UGAAAUAAUGGAAUUUGAUGCCAUUCCGGAGGACAGGAAUAGGCAACAUGAAUUGAUAUAUUACAAUACAAUAAAAMUAAUAGGAAAUUAAAUAGACAAGCGGAAUAUAUCGCUCAAUCAAAUCAUCACGACAGCCGUGUUGAGAUGGAGAGCCGUCGCACAGUAACACGAAGGUCGAGAAAGCAACACACCAGAUUGAUCAAAUUAUAUCUACUUCGGAAAGCGCCACACGCCUGUAGCCUAGGUGUGGUGCAUCCGAUGGUGGGCUCGAGGGCGUUUUGUYUCAACAAACGAAAACUUCCACAUCAUCGCGCUCGGAUUCUUCCACGGAGGCAGAGGGACUGAAAGUGGGACGACCCCAUGGCCCACGCCCGCUUCCCGGGGAGGACUGCAAACGUGGCCGCUAACCUGACUUCCCCGGUGCUGGGUCGGCCACUGUGCUCUAACGGGACGCCCUGGAUCCUCUAUCUGUUCGAGCAAUGCGUGGAUAAUGUGUGGGAAUACUGGAGUGUAGUCAUCGGGCUGAUCUCAAUGCUCUGUUUCUUGCUGUCUACUCUACCACAAGUCUAUGAGGCUUAUCGCAAUGGUAAAGUGGAGGAGGCCAUGUCUUUUGGCUUUCUGCUCUUCCUCUUCAGUGGGGACCUCAGCAGUCUAAUAGGCUGCGUCCUGACCAGCCAGCUGCCCAUCCAGAUUGUGACAGUAGUGUUCUACAUCUUCACUGAUCUCCUGCUCAUCUCCCAGUUCCUCUACUACAAGAUAAAGAACAACUCAUGUAAAAGUAAGGCCAGUGGGAUCCUGAUAUUACACUCUCCGCCCAGUAUGGAAACACAAUGCCAUGGUUGUGUAUGUGUGAGAAUCAGCAUUGUAGAUAAUGUGCUGUAGGUUCAUACUUCCAUUGUAAGUGUAAUUCUGAGGGUGCAGUCUGUGUACUCACAUUAUGUGUUACAUGCAUACCUUAUUGACAAUGCUAACAGCU
This is a messenger RNA of Salvelinus sp. IW2-2015, 976 nucleotides long. RefSeq names its product lysosomal amino acid transporter 1 homolog. The record is from RefSeq and is a predicted model, not a curated record. Gene Ontology annotation, cellular component: lysosomal membrane. Gene Ontology annotation, molecular function: L-lysine transmembrane transporter activity. Lineage: Eukaryota; Metazoa; Chordata; Actinopteri; Salmoniformes; Salmonidae.